CUCGCGGGGGCGGAGCGACCUCCCCCUGCCCAGCCUCUUGGCUGCCUUUUUCUUCUCCCGCAGAAGGCGGCUUCCCAGACGCUCCUUGCAGCAUGGCUGGGGCCGCCGUGCGUGCCGGAUGGUUAGUGCGCCUGGCGGCCCCCUCCGCUUCCUACUGCACUCGCUUCGGGGCCGAGGUACCCGCCGCAGCGGCGCAAGCCCCCCAACCUAGCCCACCCUAUGGCAGCAAAAAGCCGCACGCCCGGCGGGUCCCGGCAGAGGAAGACCCGGCCGCCCGAGCCUUCUCGAGCGCUCCAGCUCCGGGACCGGACAACAAGAGCUUUCUCUGGGCGCGGUACGGCGAGAUGAAGCGGCUGGUGCAAGAUUUGCUCCCACCUGGUGUCUGCAACCUUCUGAAUCCUUCAACCAUCUACGCCAACAAUGAGAUUUCACUGAGUACCAUCGGCGUCUACGGCUUUGAUUAUGACUACACCCUAGCUCUGUACUCUCCCGCACUCCACUCCCGCAUCUACAACACUGCUAGGGACAUCCUAGUGGAGCAGUAUAAGUAUCCAAAGGGCAUCCUGAAGUAUGAAUACUGGCCUAACUUUGCUGUACGGGGCUUACAUUAUGACAUUGCAAAGGGCUUGCUCAUGAAGAUAGAUGCAUUUCACUACAUUCAAUUGGGUACUGUGUAUCGGGGCUUGAAACCUGUUCCAGAUGAUGAAGUUCUGGAGAUGUAUGAUGGCACCCAUCAUAUUCCCUUGCACCAAGCCAGUGGCUUCUAUGGAAAGGGCCCUGCUGUUAAGCAAUUCAUGGACAUAUUCUCUCUGCCAGAAAUGACACUCCUGGCUGUAGCCAAUGAUUUUUUCAUCAGCAAUGAUAUUGAUUAUGACCCCAUCCAUCUCUACAAAGAUGUUACGGAUGCCAUCCGGGAUGUUCACAUUAAAGGCUUUAUGUACAAGUGGAUUAUGCAGGAUCUGGAACAAUACAUCCUGCACGGGGAUGAGACCUAUGCUGUGCUGCACCGUUUGGCCAAAAAUGGCAAGAAACUCUUCCUCAUCACCAACAGCCCCUUCAGCUUUGUUGAUAAAGGGAUGCGAUACAUGGUGGGCAAGGAUUGGCGAGACUUCUUUGAUGUGGUCAUAGUCCAGGCAGACAAGCCUCAUUUCUUCAAUGACUGUGUCAAGCCUUUCCGGCGACUGGAUAGCAAUGGAGAUCUGCAGUGGGACAAAAUAAAUAAGCUGGAGAAAGGACAAGUGUAUAAACAGGGCAACCUUUUUGACUUCCUCCGGCUCACAGGCUGGCGUGGAUCCAAGGUGCUUUAUUUUGGCGACCAUCUCUACAGUGACCUGGCGGACCUGAUGCUGCGGCAUGGCUGGCGGACAGGGGCCAUAGUUCCUGAGCUAGAAACGGAGACAAAAAUGGUCAACACAGAGCAAUACUCCCAAGCACUCACUUGGUUACAAGCCUUAACUGGAUUGCUGGAGCGAAUGCAGAUGUUUCAAGAUCCCGAAUCCCAGCAGGUGCUGCAGGACUGGAUGAAGGAGCGCCAGGAACUCAGGGCACUCACCAAGAACCUCUUCAACCCGCAGUUUGGCAGUAUCUUUCGCACGUGCCACAAUCCCACCUAUUUCUCUCGCCGCCUGUGCCGUUUUUCGGAUGUGUAUAUGGCCUCCCUCAGCUGUUUGCUCAAUUAUGACCUCAACUACACCUUUUACCCACGACGUACCCCCUUGCAGCAUGAGGCUCCCCUUUGGAUGGAUCAACUCUGCACAGGCUGCAUGAAGACUCCCUUCCUGGAAGAGAUGGCACAUAUCCGCUAGGGACCAAUUGGGGAGAAGUUUGCAGGUGGUCGCGCUCCUACUUUAGGGCAAUGAUGGGAUGGCUUAAAUCUUACAUGGUUCUUUGUAUUAGAAUCAAAUCUGGGUGUGUGGUUACAUGUCAGAUUUACAAAGCAAGGGGCCUGUUAAGCCUUAGUGAACGCUUUUCGGCAUUCAUUUUUGCUUAUGGAUUUAAGACGUACCUUUGAGCCUCCCACCGAGAUUUAGCAAGUCUGGCCCAUUGUUCUUUGCUGAAACAUCAGCAGCUUCCCAGCGAGCGCUAUAAAAGAAGAGGCCCAUGAAUGAAGCAUUGUCUGCCCUUGUUGCCAGCUAGAGAGUUUGGAAUGUCCAUGUACACAGAGAGAAGGGGCUUUGGACUGGCCCAGCAUCUGUUUGUUGGUUCUCCCUUAGGGUGGGUGCUUCUCCUAGACAAAUAUGCUCAGUGUAUGCUAGGUGGAAGACCUUGGUUUUAUUGAUCGGUACACAAAGUUCUCAUCCCUUGUAGAGCCACAUUUAUUUUGUAGUGUUUGAAGUUUACAUUCCCUCCCCAACUGUGAGGUCUUUUUGUGCUUGUAAUGGAGAGGAGAACAGGGUGGGGAAAUGGGGUGAAGGGUGGGGGUUCCUGUCCUGCCCUGUAGGCCCUGGGAAGGACAGGAGGUGCUAUAGAAGGGAUGGUAUUUUUAGCUGAUGACUGGAAUUUUAUAAUGUUAAUAAAAGAGCAAUGUGAAAUCCAUGGCUGAUUCGGGAACGGGAAUGGGAGCAGGAGCUAAACAAGUUAUGAGUUUGGUUUGCCAUUGUGGUAUUUUUCUAUUCUUUUUGCAAAUUUUAUAUUUUUAUUAGUUUAUCAAAAUACAAAAAUACAAAGCAAAAUGAAAACAAUGGGAAAAUGGGGGAGGAAAAGGGGAAGAGGAAAAAGUGUAAGGGAAAAGGGAAAACAAGAAAAGCAUUGACUUCCAACUUCUUUUGGCACAGUAGAAUAAGGUCAUAACAUACAACCUCGACUUUUUACUUUUACAUAAUAUAUACUAGGCAUUUCUAUAACAACAAACCUAUCUAAUCAGCAAAACCUAAAAUCAAAGAUUCAUUUUUUUCCACCACAAGCACAAAGUCCAAAAGCUGUUUCCAAGUACAAACAAAAUUAAUUGUAUUCUUUCCUUUGGUCAAAGCAGUCAAUUUCAUCACCACUGCUAACUCCCAUCAACUUUUGCAGCUAUUCGUCCAUUGUGGGAAUGAAAACAUCCUUCCAUUUCUGUGCAUAAAGUAUUCUUACUGCAGUCAACAUAUAUAAAAUCAAAAUUCCAGUUCUUUUUCAAGUUUUUUAUCCAAAUUAAGCCUGAAAGAAAAAUCUAUGGUUCUAGCUUUAUAUUCAUCUAAGAAUUUUCUGUAUUAAGGUGUGAAUCCUACUCCAGUAUUUCUUUGCUUUGUCACAUAUCCACCAAAAGUGAUAAAAAGUUCCUUUUUUACAUUUGCAUUCCCAACGUUCAUUUGAAGUACCUUUAAACAUUCUUCACAAUUUUUCCGGUGUUAGUUACCAUAUAAAAAUCAUGCAAUGCUUUACAUACAUACAUUUUCAGAGUGUCUACAGCUCUGUAAUGGAGACAUAUAGGAAUGUAUUGCCACCUACUGACUAUAUGUAUAAUUUACAAGUAAUAUCCACAUACUGGGGAGAAAGGUUUUUUUUUUAAGAUUAAAAUCUCAUUCAGAAUUAUGAUAUCUUCACUUCACAGUCUGUUUGUAAUUUAUGAUUAUCUAUCUCUACAACUUAGUAAUUUGUUUCAUGGCAAGAUUGCUCGUAGGCAGGGCAAGAUGAUUAGCAAAUCAUUGCAUGCCACAUCAUUUGCCAGAGCCGUCUGUACAAACCUGUGACCACUAGAUAGUAAAGGCAUAGUAAGUCAACCGGUAGCUUUUCAAGUUGGUAGAUUUGACCCUUCAUCCAAUUGGCAAUGUUAGAAGGGUGCUUGUUAUUUGCUAUGCAGUCACAUGUCUGCAGUCUUAAAUGGGUUUGUGUUUUAAAGUCUCAAUGAUUUUGAAUAAAAGCAUCUUGCACCCAUGUUUCUAGCAAAAACAUAUAUAUCUCUUUGUCUGAUCCAACAGCAGAGCCACCUGUCUUCUCCCAUCCUGCUACAUUAUAUACCACAAAUUACAGAGAGUCAAUAGCUUAUUCAAUAAUUCUUUCCAUUGCUUCCUGUGAAUUUUUGGGUUUUUUUUACAACAAAAUAAGGAAAAUUGCACUGCUUGGACCAGGUAAAAUUGAACCUACCGUCUUAAACUUGAAUAAAACUCAGUACUGCAAGCUUUA
Messenger RNA from Crotalus tigris (Tiger rattlesnake), 4101 nucleotides. RefSeq names its product 5'-nucleotidase domain-containing protein 2-like. The record is from RefSeq and is a predicted model, not a curated record. Gene Ontology annotation, molecular function: 5'-nucleotidase activity. The transcript has 14 exons. Lineage: Eukaryota; Metazoa; Chordata; Lepidosauria; Squamata; Viperidae. The coding region runs from base 93 to 1805 and encodes 570 amino acids.